GUGUGUUAUAGCAGGUCUGUUUUUACUGUUGUAUGUUGUCACGGAUAUGUUUGAACCGCAGUGUGUUGUCACGGGUCUGUUUGGACCGCAGUAUGUUGUCACGGGUCUGUUUGAACCGCAGUGUGUUGUCACGGGUCUGUUUGGACCGCAGUGUGCUGUCACGGGUCUGUUUGGACCGCAGUGUGUUGUCACGGUUCUGUUUGGACCGCGGUUUUAUCCCUGCGCUUCAUCGGGAUAUUUUCAUAAUCGGAUUAUUAUGAUCGAUGUUCACUGGCAGGUCAUACAGUGUUAAUAUUUCAGCAGCCUAGGAGCUUCAUGGUCGCUCGAUGGUUUCCUUGCGGCCGGAUUCAAUGUCAAGCGUGGCAACUUUACACCGGCAGUAACUGGGAAUGAAAAGGUUACAGCGAGGAUCGGCCAGUCACUUGGUGCCCGUCCACUGUGCCGCGGGACCGCGGACUUCUAGCUGAAUGGGGAAUAUAAACCUAUUUCACUGUGGGGCGAUCGGCUCUUGCAGGAGACGUACUCUCUCCAAGUCGGGCUUUCCUACGUGUUAAAUGCCACUAUCCAUAAAGAUAAACCGUACAGGACGCUCGAAGCAAACUCCUGUAAACGCCUUUUCACAGAGAUAUAUUGCCUCGCACGGUUUAUAUAGGUUAAUGAAGGCAUUCAGUUUUAAUUAAUAUUUAAACAAACACACGGAGAGGCUUGUUUUUUGUUGUUGUUUGUUCUGUAAUUUUAAACAAACACACGGAGAGGUUUGUUUGUUGUUGGCUGUUCCGUUGACGCGGUCAUUCUUUGAUGGUCUUAUGUUCAUAGAAGAUCACCUUGAAGAUGAUGAGGCACCGCCUUUACAGCACAGUCCUUGUGCUCCUUGCUCUGCUCAGCCCCAGGGAUUCUCAGGCGGCAUCGCAGUGUGGGGGGGGGCAGGUCCUGACCAGCCAGGGGUGUGUCUGUCUGCACUGUCCACGCGGGCAGGAGCCCAGCCAGCCUUGCGGGAGAGCAGUGGAGGCGGACGGGGUCCAGCGAUGCCAGGCCUGCCCCGCGGGCACCUUCUCAGACGGCUAUGACGCGGAUCCAUGCCGGCCCCACCGCUCAUGCAGCGCCCUGAACCGCGUGCUCGUCUGGCCGGGCCGGGCCCGCAGCGACACCCUCUGUGGGCGCUGUUUACGCGGGUUCUCCAGCCCCACGGAAGUGACACCUGGAGGCUUCGAGGCCUGUGUGACAUCACCGCUGGAGCCGCUGGUGCGUGUGGCCCGCAGCAUGAGCAAGAGCCCCCCCCAUGCCAACACCACCAAUGCGCGCGGCACAGACGAGACAGCGGAGUACGCUGUGUUCGCGCUGGUGCCCGUCUUCUGCGUCACGGGGCUGCUGGGCAUUCUCAUCUGCAACAUCCUGAAGAAGAAGGGCUACAACUGCACUGGGGACAAAGAGGGCGGAGCCGCAGAGGUGGGCACACCCCAUAAGGAGGCGAGUUCCGGCCCGUACAUCGUGGACGACCCCAACGAAGACACCAUCAGCGUCCUGGUGCGCCUCAUCACGGAGAAGAAAGAGAAUGCAGCCGCUCUGGAGGAGCUUCUCCUGGAGUAUGAGAGCCAGCAGGCAGCCAUCAACAAGACCUCAGCCCUGAAGUUGCCAGCUCUGCCUCCCCUGGUCCAGUUCCGCUCGCUGCCUCGCUUGUGCCCACACCAGCGCCACCCUCACACCAUCAACGGGCUGGCCCUCCACUCCGGCAUGUACUGCUGUUCUCGCUGCAGCCAAAAAAAAUGGCCAGAACUUCUGCUGACACCUUCUGCCCAUAGUCAUGCCCCGGACCACGCCCACAAGCAAAAUGGCGAGGCCAACAAGCCUGCCCAGGCACCGCUGCCCGGGGAGGUCACCAUUCUAUCUGUGGGCAGGUUCCAGGUGGCCCAAAUCCCAGAUCCUCUGGAUGCAAACAGCCCCGAACUGAGUGACAAUGACUCAGUGGACACGGCUCGCAUGGAGCCCGCAGAAGCGACAUCCCUCCUUGGAGUUCACUCCUCUACCUCUUCCAUCAGCCAGCGGGCGAAAAGCAAGCAGGAGAGGGGGAAACUGAUCAUAACACUGGGUGAGACUAAUCUGGUCUUUUAAAAGGUAAACUGCUAAGAAGAACGGCAUUCUGGGAGAUGGCUCACCUCUGGAAGGACUACCCAAGACCCCGAUGGCAGUGAGGGUGUGUGUGGGGGGCAGGCUGGACACUGCAGAGUUUUAAUUGCAUUUAUCACGAAAUAACCAGUUUUAAGCUUCUAAUUAGGAAGAUGGGGACUGUAAUAAUGACCUCUACAGUUGUGCUUCCAGAAGGGAACCCCCAUGUGUUCUGUACACCUCACACACCAGCUACACACCCCAGCUUGGGGGUGGGACAUUCAAGAGCAUAGGUUCGCCAUAAGUGGACAGAUGCGAACUACGAUGCGAACAACUUCGGCCGCAGCAGCUAAAACACGCCUUUCUUGUUGCAUGUUCUGUGACGGUGAGAGCCGCACCUGCCUCUGCCUUUUAACAUAAGCAAUAAGCAAUAAGACAGUGCUGGAAAUGGGUGUAAAUAUCAGGCGCAGAACGUCUUCAUCACUUUUUAAAUCAAGCCGCCGGUACUGGCUGUCCAAGAGGGACAUGCUGUGACCCAGGCUGGGAUUCCUCCUUUCACAGUCUGAUUUUGGUUCAGGUUCUUUUAAUUUUUUUAUGGGUUCUGGGAGGGAGUAAGAACUUGCAGUGGCUGCAGUUUCUGUGCAGUGGCUGACUCUCCUGAUUGGAUGAUGUCCCUCACUGUGCCUGUCCUGCGAUCUGCUCCUGCUCCGCCCUUUCUUGUUUUGGCUUAUGCAAACAAUCAGUUUUUUCCCCCUGAACUUCGACAAAAGCCUUUAUAGAAAUGUACUCAGCAGAUUCUUCAUUGCUUCGGUUCUUAACAGUUCGAUUUUGUCUAGUAUUAAAGGAGGCCUCCCGCAUCAAAGCUUUUUAUAAUAAGCUGUUUAUGUGCAAUCAUAGCAUAACUGUGUAGUGUAAGAGUAUACAGCAUUUGUGACCACCAGGGGGCAAUGUUUCAUCCUGCCACAGAUUCUCUUUUAAGCAUGAGGCCCCUGGUUGGUUUGGUUUGGGACUCCAGAGUGCGGCCACAGGGCUUGUGUGCAGCUCGGCCCGGCAAACCGUGGUGCCUGCCCCACCUGCGUGGCACGAGUGUCGGGAGCCAAACGUGAGUCUGAGGGGAAGAUGGCCACCUCCCCAGGAGCCGUCAAAGCUAACCCAUCUUUGCGGUGGAAUAAGCUUUAACAUAAAUAUCUUGCAUGAUCUCCCAAAGAUCUGCGCUGUUGGUAUUGUAUUUGGUCAUCAAGGCAAGUCCACAUUGAAGUACAGCUCUCAGUGUUUUUACUACUUACAGUAAAUCUUGUCUGCUUCAGUCAGCGGCAUGAAUCGCCACCUUACCGCGGCAUUACAGUUUGGUUAUGGCAGUUUACAUGACAUUUAUACACACAGAGAGAGGGUAUGUUCUUAUUUUUGUAUUUUACAUGUUUUUCACUUCCUUUCACAUCUGUGUCCUUAAAUGUCCUCCCUCAGGACGUGUCCAUAUGUGUCUUCUCACCCAUGUUAACUGUCAUGGUUUAAAAAACAUUUGUCUGUAUGACCUGGCAGGUCUUAUUUAUUUUAUUGCAGAUUCUUGAAAUUUGUACUCUUAAAUAAAGAACCAAUUUAUUUAAA
Brienomyrus brachyistius is the source of this 3708-nucleotide messenger RNA. RefSeq names its product RELT TNF receptor (gene relt). Gene Ontology annotation, biological process: apoptotic process. The transcript has 12 exons. NCBI's taxonomy places the organism in Eukaryota, Metazoa, Chordata, Actinopteri, Osteoglossiformes, Mormyridae. The coding region runs from base 832 to 2109 and encodes 425 amino acids. The record is from RefSeq and is a predicted model, not a curated record.